Ectocarpus siliculosus is the source of this 1302-nucleotide messenger RNA. Lineage: Eukaryota; Phaeophyceae; Ectocarpales; Ectocarpaceae. The record is from the annotation of a GenBank genome assembly.
AUGGAGGCGCGGCACUCGCUGCUGUCUUCGACGUAUGAGCACGUCCUGGGGGGUGGUCUGAGGGCCCUGGUCCGGGACGUGGAGCGCGCGGUGUCGAGGUGCACGUGCAGCUGGAAGGCGCACACUCGGCAGCAAGUGGAGUUCCAAGACUUGGUAGCGGUCAUCCGCAGGGUGCGGCGAGAAGUGGAGGGGCCGAUAGGGGGCUCCGCGUACUACGGCGGAGGAGGCGACUUUGACGGGGGGGGGGGCGCCGUGGGGGAGGGGCUUGGGAGAUCGUCUGGCGUAAGGCACGCCUUGCUGCUGCGGUACAUCAUCAAUCCUUCGGACGGUAUCGGCGGCAUGGCAGCAGCAGCGACGACCACAGCACCAGCCCCCACCAACGACACCACCUUGGAAGGCAUCGUCGUCAACGGUACCGCCAGCGCCAGCGCCGGCGCCACGGCGGAGGGUAGGAACGGCGGCGUCUCCUCCCUCGGCGGUGGAGGCGGUGUGGGGGGCACCGCCGGUGGUACUCUUUUGCAGGGGGUGGGGAAGGUGCUCGACGAGACGUGGGACACUGCGGAGAGCCCCAACUUCGCGGCGGCGCUGCAGAGCUGCCUCGACGCCACGUUCGGCAUGGUUUACGAGCAGCUAAGGCAGAAGGCGUUUUGCCGGGGGUCUACCACCGGCGGCGGGAGGCGGCAGCAUACGGGGGCGGCCGCCGCCGCCGCCGCCGCCGGCAGCGAGGAUGUGGGGGGAGGGCGAGCCGCGGGACCCCCUUCUGAACCCAAGGCCCCCCCUUCUGAACCCGCAGGGGCAGCAACGGGGCCAGCGGCGGCCACCUCCGGUGACGGUGGGGGACUACCGGCCGGGGUAGCUGCAGCGCAUGCUGCGGGAGGAGGCGGCGCGGUUGGUUUUGUCGCCGCUGCGCCGGCUGUGGCUGAGAGAGAAGAGUCCGCGCAGGUCCUCGCCACCGUGAUCUCUCAAGCCAAGCUGGUCGUCAGCGAGAUCCUGGAAGCUUCCCCGGGCAACGAGUACGCCCACGCGGUGGCCUCUCUCCCCUCCGUCCAAGACUUGUGCUUCUCGGUGUUCUCCGGUGGGGGGGGCGCAGCAGCAGCGGGGGGGGCGCAGCUGUACAACAACCCUGCUGCUGUGCGUAGUGGCGGCGGCGUUGGGGAUCGUGACCUCCCUCCUCAAGAACCGCCGCGUGUGGGGAGCGCCGGAGGGUUCGGAGGGUUCGGAGGAGGCGGUGUUGGUGUCGGCGGGGGCGACAGCAGCGGGCCGCUGCUGGGCGCCGCCGCUACCAGACGACCGGCUCGAUGA